This is a messenger RNA of Elaeis guineensis (African oil palm), 2125 nucleotides long. RefSeq lists its product as uncharacterized. Gene Ontology annotation, molecular function: chromatin binding. The record is from RefSeq and is a predicted model, not a curated record. NCBI's taxonomy places the organism in Eukaryota, Viridiplantae, Streptophyta, Magnoliopsida, Arecales, Arecaceae.
UCUCUCUCUCUCCCCCUCUUCUGCUCCAUUUGGAGAGCUCAGACUCCGAGGUGCCCCUCUCUUCGCUCGGGGACGAGGCGAAGGCUCCCCAUCUCUUCUUCUCUCUCUAGGGUUGAUGACCUGAGAGCUCCCAUGGCCGCGAUGUCGGGAAAGUCUAUGGAGCUCGAGGCGAUGCGCAAGGAGGACGGCUCUUGGCAUCCUUGCCGCGUCUCCUUGAGUUCCAAUGAUGCAACUUCUUUUAUUGUUGUGCAAUUUGAAAGUUGCAAUCAAGAAGAUAUUAUAUCCGAUAGAGAAGAUGCCUUAGCACGUUUACGCUUUCGUUCCACCCCCCUUGAAUAUGGUGAGUGUUCUCAUAUCAAAGAAGGAGAGUGUGUUCUUGUCAUGCGCAAGGGGCAAACUACAAGCUUGUUCUUUGAUGCUGUUAUAGAGAAGACAUACAGAGUGAAACAUUCAAAUCGAGUACACUGCAGAUGCACUUUUGAAGUCAGAUGGCUUAAUCCUAAGCUGAAUGGGGAAACUGUGACUGUUCCAUCUAAGUCAGUUAUGAAACUCUCUGAUAAAGAUAUUGACAGCCACCCAGCAUUCGCUGCAUUUUUAACCACUUUGACUCGUAGAAAUGGUGUGGAAUUUCCUUCAUUCCUUGAUCUUUUAGAGGAAACUACCCGCGAAACUAACCUUCAUGGAUUGUUGGAAAAGCAAAUAGAAGAGAUAAGCAAAUCGGCUGAUCGAUUGGAGUGCCCGAGAGAGGUUCUGUUAGAAGCUAAACGAGCUAACCUCAAUGGCCGCAAAUGGAAUAAAAUGGUUGUUACUUCACGAACAAUUCUAUUUAAUGGUCAUGAUGAUUUCAGAAGAUCCACCAGGAGCCAGAGUAAACAACAGCUUGAUAUUGAACUCAAUAAGCGUUCGGAGGAUGUGCCUUUGAGCCCUCUUGCUGCUCGCGCAGCUCUGGCUUCAUUAGUGCAUGAACUACCACAUGAACCCGAAUUUCCCAUCUGUCAAAUAGGAAAAGAAGGCUAUUUGGACCCUGCCCCAGAAGGUCUAAAGAAGCACAUCGAUGAGCACUUUUUGGAUGUAGAAGGCUUGCUUGACAUCUCUGAUGUCAAGAUCCAGUACAAUCCAUCUGUCCUUUUAAGUUCCACUGAAAAUUCAUACAAUGGUCCACCAGUUGAAGAUAGAAAUUUAUCCAGGGCAUGUAUUUCUACUAGAAAGAAUAAUACAAAAAAAUGUGUGUCUGAGGAAUCUCCAGCUUCAUUAAGUUCACAAGAGAAACCAGCAGGAGCAUCCAAAGAGUCAGGCAAGAAAGUGGGAAGCUCUACCAUUGUGAAACAUUCAAAAAAUUCAGUAACAGAUGGGAAGCAGAAUGGCGGUGUGGUGACAACAAGAUUAACUCGUUCAGCUGUACAGAAAGAUAUACUAAAUUCAACUGUUGAGGUGGAGCAAGGGUCCUCAAAUGGAAAGUUUGCAAGUCUUGUAAGCACAAGGUUAACGCAUUCUGCAGAGAAGAAAAUGAGGUGUGUUGCAAAUAUUAAGCGAGAGCUUGAAAACAACAAGUUGACUCAAGAUGCAGAAGAACUCGUCACACCUGAGAAUAUUGAGGGCAAGAAGAAGAAAAUUCCCUCUUCUGUAGAUACAGAGACCAAUUUGACGCUGGAUAGCAGGAAGAGGACCAGGGCAUCCAGUGUUACUCCACCUACCAAGGAAGAUCGAGGUGAAAUUUUGCAAGAUGAUGAAAGUUUCCCUGCUUCAAAAAGGACAGCAUCUUCUAAGAAGCCUUCGUUGCGGUUCUCACCAAGGCUUAGGUUUCUCCCUAGAACACGCUCACAGAAGAAGGGUUCAGCGAUCCACUGAACGCAUAACUAAGGUGUUUUUUUUUUUAAGUUUCAAGGGGCACAGUUCGUGUUUUGUGCUGUUCAUAAUAUUAGUGACUAGUACAGCUGAGAUGCAGAGACAUCCAUAUUGCAUAUAUUCUGUAGGGACGUUUACCUGCUGCAGAAAGGUUUUUUGAAACCACCCCUCAGGUAAUGGGAUAGUAUCAUCCCCGGUGAAAUAUGUAUCCAUGCAUGAUCUUGCAGUCAUUUUACUACUCUUGCACUUAAAUGAUAUUAGGUAAUGUGUUUCCUUUUAA